CCCGCUCAGCGGUCACAUGACCCCUCAGUUCAGGGAGAAGGAGGAAAAUGGCUGCUGGUUGUGGUUGAAGCGACGCUGGUAACGCCGUCGUCUCUCCUUUUCGGGUUCUCUGACAACGCCUACGGCAAACAGGGCCCUUUCUGCCCUGUGCCGGAGGCCGCCAUCCUCGGGCGAGGUUGUGAGACGGGACUGAAAUAAAGCUUUCUGUGAAAAUGUCAGUUCUGAUAUCACAGAGUGUAAUAAAUUAUGUAGAAGAAGAAAACAUUCCUGCUCUGAAAGCUCUUCUUGAAAAAUGCAAAGAUGUAGAUGAGAGAAAUGAGUGUGGCCAGACUCCGUUGAUGAUAGCUGCUGAGCAAGGCAAUCUGGAAAUAGUGAAAGAAUUAAUUAAGAAUGGAGCCAAUUGCAAUCUGGAAGAUUUGGAUAACUGGACAGCACUUAUAUCAGCAUCAAAAGAAGGGCAUGUCCAUAUUGUGGAAGAACUACUUAAAUGUGGGGUUAAUUUGGAGCACCGAGAUAUGGGAGGCUGGACAGCUCUCAUGUGGGCGUGCUACAAAGGCCGUACUGACGUAGUAGAGUUGCUUCUUUCUCAUGGUGCCAAUCCAUGUGUCACUGGUCUGCAGUACAGUGUUUACCCAAUCAUUUGGGCAGCAGGGAGAGGCCAUGCAGAUAUAGUGCAUCUUUUAUUGCAAAAUGGUGCUAAAGUCAACUGCUCUGAUAAGUAUGGAACCACCCCUUUGGUUUGGGCUGCACGAAAGGGUCACUUGGAAUGUGUAAAACAUUUAUUGGCCAUGGGAGCUGAUGUUGAUCAGGAAGGAGCUAAUUCAAUGACUGCACUUAUUGUAGCAGUAAAAGGAGGCUACACACAAUCAGUAAAAGAAAUUUUGAAGAGGAAUCCAAAUGUAAAUUUAACAGAUAAGGAUGGAAAUACAGCUUUGAUGAUUGCAUCAAAGGAGGGACAUACGGAGAUUGUGCAGGAUCUACUCGAUGCUGGAACAUAUGUGAACAUACCUGAUAGGAGUGGAGAUACUGUGUUGAUUGGUGCCGUCAGAGGUGGUCAUGUUGAAAUUGUUCGAGCACUUCUACAGAAGUAUGCUGAUAUAGACAUUAGAGGACAGGACAAUAAAACUGCUUUGUAUUGGGCUGUUGAGAAAGGAAAUGCAACAAUGGUGAGAGAUAUCUUACAGUGCAACCCGGAUACUGAAACGUGCACAAAGGAUGGUGAAACACCACUUAUAAAGGCUACCAAGAUGAGAAAUAUUGAAGUAGUAGAGCUGCUGCUAGAUAAAGGAGCUAAAGUAUCUGCGGUAGAUAAGAAAGGAGAUACUCCUUUGCAUAUUGCUAUUCGUGGGAGGAGUCGGAAACUGGCAGAACUUCUUUUAAGAAAUCCAAAAGAUGGACGGUUACUUUAUAGGCCCAACAAAGCAGGCGAGACCCCUUACAACAUUGACUGUAGCCAUCAGAAAAGCAUUUUAACUCAAAUAUUUGGAGCCAGACACUUGUCUCCUACUGAAACAGAUGGUGACAUGCUUGGUUAUGAUUUAUAUAGCAGUGCCCUGGCGGAUAUUCUCAGCGAACCUACCAUGCAGCCGCCCAUUUGUGUAGGGUUGUAUGCACAGUGGGGAAGUGGAAAAUCUUUCUUACUCAAGAAACUAGAAGAUGAAAUGAAGACUUUUGCAGGACAACAGAUUGAACCUCUGUUUCAGUUCUCAUGGCUUAUAGUAUUUCUUACCCUGUUACUUUGUGGAGGCUUUGGUUUAUUGUUCGCUUUUACUAUUGACCCAAAUCUUGGAAUAGCAGUUUCAUUGAGCCUCUUGGCUCUGUUACAUAUAUUCUUUAUUGUGAUUUACUUUGGUGGACGAAGAGAAGGAGAGAGUUGGAAUUGGGCCUGGGUCCUCAGUACUAGAUUGGCAAGACAUAUUGGAUAUUUGGAACUCCUCCUCAAACUGAUGUUUGUGAAUCCACCUGAAUUGCCAGAGCAAACUACUAAGGCUUUACCUGUGAGAUUUUUGUUUACAGACUACAAUAGGCUGUCCAGCAUAGGUGGAGAAACUUCAAUGGCUGAAAUGAUCGCUACCCUCUCGGAUGCCUGUGAAAGAGAGUUUGGCUUUUUGGCAACAAGGCUUUUUCGAGUGUUCAAGACUGAAGAUACACAGGGUAAAAAGAAAUGGAAAAAAACAUGUUGUCUCCCAUCAUUUGUCCUCGUCCUUUUUAUCUUUGCCUGCAUCAUUGCUGGAAUCACUCUUCUGGCUAUAUUCAGAGUUGACUCAAAACAUCUGACAGUGAAUGCUGUUCUCAUAUCAGUUGCCUCUGUAGUUGGGUUGGCCUUUGUGUUGAACUGUCGUACAUGGUGGCAAGUGCUGGACUCACUCCUGAAUUCUCAGAGAAAGCGCCUACAUAGUGCUGCCUCCAAACUGCACAAAUUGAAAAGUGAAGGAUUCAUGAAAGUUCUUAAGUGUGAAGUGGAAUUGAUGGCCAGAAUGGCAAAAACCAUUGAUGGCUUCACUCAGAACCAGACAAGGCUGGUAGUUAUCAUUGAUGGGUUAGAUGCCUGUGAACAGGACAAAGUACUUCAGAUGCUGGACACUGUCCGAGUUUUAUUUUCAAAAGGCCCAUUCAUUGCCAUUUUUGCAAGUGAUCCACAUAUUAUUAUAAAGGCAAUUAACCAGAACCUCAAUAGCGUGCUUCGUGAUUCAAACAUAAAUGGACAUGACUACAUGCGCAAUAUAGUUCAUUUGCCCGUUUUCCUUAAUAGUCGCGGACUAAGCAGCGCAAGAAAAUUUCUUGUGACUUCAGCAACAAAUGGGGACAUACCGUGUUCGGAUCCCGCAGGGAUACAGGAAGAUAGUGAUAGAAGAGUUUCACAAAACAGCCUGGGGGAGAUGACCAAACUUGGUAGCAAGACAGCCCUCAAUAGACGGGAUACUUACCGGAGAAGACAGAUACAGCGGACAAUCACUCGGCAGAUGUCCUUUGAUCUUACAAAACUGUUGGUUACUGAGGACUGGUUCAGUGACAUAAGUCCUCAGACCAUGAGAAGAUUACUUAAUAUUGUUUCUGUGACAGGGCGAUUACUGAGGGCCAAUCAGAUUAGCUUCAACUGGGAUAGGCUUGCUAGCUGGAUCAACCUCACUGAACAGUGGCCAUACCGAACUUCAUGGCUCAUAUUGUAUUUGGAAGAAACUGAAGGUGUUCCAGAUCAAAUGACGUUAAAAACCAUUUAUGAAAGGAUAUCCAAGAAUAUUCCGACAACUAAAGAUGUUGAACCACUGCUUGAAAUCGAUGGAGAUAUAAGAAAUUUUGAAGUGUUUCUGUCUUCAAGGACCCCAGUUCUUGUGGCUCGAGAUGUAAAAACCUUUUUGCCAUGUACUGUGAACCUAGACCCCAAACUACGGGAAAUUAUUGCAGAUGUUCGUGCUGCAAGAGAGCAGAUUAAUAUUGGUGGACUUGCAUACCCCCCGCUACCUUUGCACGAAGCGCCUCCUAGACCCCCAUCAGCUUCCAGCCAGCCUCCAUCUGUCUGUUCUUCCACUUCUUUUACUGGACCGUUUGGAGGUGGAGUUGUGUCUCCACAGCCUCAUAGCAGCUACUAUAGUGGGAUGACAGGACCUCAGCACCCGUUCUAUAACAGGCCAUUCUUUGCCCCAUACCUUUACACGCCAAGGUAUUACCCUGGCGCUUCCCAACAUCUCAUCUCACGUCCAUCAGUAAAAACGAGUUUGCCCAGAGAUCAGAACAAUGGCCUAGGGUCAGGCCCAGCCUCUGGACCAUUAAUAUCACUGAAUUCAAUGAAUGUGGAUGCAGUGUGUGAGAAACUAAGACAAAUAGAAGGACUGGACCAGAGUGUGCUGCCUCAGUACUGUGCAACCAUCAGAAAGGCAAAUAUAAAUGGCCGUGUGUUAGCUCAGUGUAACAUUGAUGAACUGAAAAAAGAGAUGAAUAUGAAUUUUGGAGACUGGCACCUUUUCAGAAGCACAGUACUGGAAAUGAGAAAUGCAGAAAACCAGGUCGUCCCUGAAGACCCACGUUUACUUAAUGAAAACAGUGGUGGCCCAGUUCCUCAUGGUGAACCUGCUCGUCGUUCUUCACACAGUGAAUUGCCUCACACUGAGCUUUCCGGUCAAACUCCCUACACACUGAACUUCAGCUUUGAAGAACUGAAUACGCUUGGCCUAGAUGAAGGUGCCCCACGUCACAGUAAUUUAAGUUGGCAGUCACAAACUCGCAGAACCCCAAGUCUUUCAAGUCUCAAUUCCCAGGAUUCCAGUAUUGAAAUUUCAAAGCUUACUGAUAAGGUACAGGCUGAGUAUAGAGAUGCCUAUAGAGAAUAUAUCGCUCAGAUGUCCCAGUUAGAAGGGGGUGCAGGUUCUACAACAAUUAGUGGCAGGUCUUCUCCACACAGCACAUAUUAUAUGGGUCAGAGCCCAUCAGGGGGCUCCAUUCAUUCUAAUCUGGAACAAGAAAAAGGGAAAGACAGUGAACCCAAGCAAGAUGAUGGAAGGAAGCCAUUUGUAAUGAAGAGGGGGGAUGUUAUAGAUUAUUCAUCAUCAGCUGUUUCCACUACCGAGGCCUCACCCCUGGAUCCCAUCACUGAAGAAGACGAAAAAUCUGAUCAGUCAGGCAGUAAACUUCUUCCGAGCAAGAAGUCCUCGGAAAGGUCAAGUCUCUUCCAGACAGAUUUGAAGCUUAAGGGAGGCGGACUGCGCUAUCAAAAACUUCCAAGUGACGAAGAUGAAUCUGGGACAGAAGAAUCAGAUAAUACUCCAUUGCUCAAAGAUGAUAAAGAUAAAAAAGCUGAAGGAAAGAUAGAGAGAGUGUCAAAAUCUCCGGAACACGGUGCUGAGCCUAUUAGAACCCUCAUUAAAGCAAAAGAUUAUUUAUCAGAUGCACUCCUUGACAAAAAGGAUUCCUCAGAUUCAGGAGUGAGAUCCAAUGAAAGUUCUCCCAAUCACUCUCUUCACAACGAGGCGGCUGAUGAUUCCCAGCUUGAAAAGACAAAUCUCAUUGAGCUUGAAGAUGAUAGCCACAGUGGAAAACGAGGAAUACCACAUAGCUUGAGUGGCCUUCAAGAUCCAAUUAUAGCUCGUAUGUCCAUUUGUUCAGAAGACAAGAAAAGCCCUUCCGAAUGUAGCCUGAUAGCCAGCAGCCCUGAGGAAAGCUGGCCAGCGUGCCAAAAAGCCUACAAUCUGAAUCGAACACCUAGUACCAUGACUCUGAACAAUAAUAGUGCUCCAGCUAAUAGAGCCAAUCAAAAUUUUGAUGAAAUGGAAGGAAUUAGGGAUACUUCUCAAGUCAUUUUGAGGCCCGGUUCCAGUUCCAACCCAACUGUUAUUCAGAAUGAAAAUCUAAAAAGCAUGACACAUAAACGAAGCCAACGCUCAAGUUACACAAGGCUCUCAAAAGACACUUCAGAGCUCCGUGCAGUAGCCUCUUCUGACAGUGCAGGGUUUGGAGAAGAAAGAGAAAGCAUUCUUUAAGACAAACAAACAAAAGUAUAAUAGUAUUCUUAUACCCCUAUGACAAAAUUUCCCUGAGUUUUAUAGUGGCUCCAUCCAUGCACAUCAUCUUUGUGCAUUUCAUUCACAGAUAAUUAACCAUUGAUAAGGCCUUUAGUGAAAGAGAGAGUCACAUAUUAUACAGCAGAGGAAAGUAUAAGAAAUGAUUCAUUAACCAGCCUCCAUCUUCUUUGUAAUUAGAAACUUAAAAAUUCACUAUUAUUAUUACACCUCUCAUUGGCACAUAACCCUAUAAAAAUUUUUUGAGAUGAGAUCUGGUAAAAGAUCAGAAAUACUUUAUUAAAUUUAAAGGGCUUAAUUUACCAAAGAAAAUAAAAGGCUAGAGAUUCUUUUUGUAGGACAUUCAUUCAUCAGAUAUUUGAGGGCCUGCUGUGUAGAAGACAUGGUGUGAGAUGAACCAGAAGCGAAUUUCGCUCUUAAGGGUUUUAAUCUAUUUAGGUUAGAAUUUACAGAUCAUGAAGUAGCUCAGAGACUAAAGGUAAAUACUUACAAAUUGAGAAACCAGUGUUCUCUGUAAUAGACAAAUUGCUUAUCAAAGAGAUUUUAAAUUUCAAGUAAAAAAUGUAUAAUUAAAGAGGGCUUUAAACAUUGAUAAGAAGGUACAAAAAAUUGAAAAGAAAGUCAAUCAACAGUGCUCGAAGUGGAUCCCCAGUAACUUGGGGCCAUUAUGAACUACUAUGAGAGUGACCUGGUAGAGGGGCCAGUAACCUCCAUGUUACACGGACACUCUCAGAAUCGCAGACCUGGCUUGUACCACCAUCCUUAUGUACCCAAGAACCCAUCCUGGUCGGCUCUGCCACUCUUUCAAAUUGUGUGGCCAGCUUUUUUUAGUGAAACCAGCAAUGAGAUUUCAAAAAGCAUGAAUUCUUUCUCUGGAGAGUCAGACAUGGAUAAUAAUAAGCACUAAUAAAUAUUUAUGGCAUGAGUGAGUGAGGAAAUAAUUACAUCAGAGAGGUCUAUGACAAUUCAAGGAAAUAAUUAAGUAAAACUAAAUCAUUACUUUCUAUACCAAGGCAAAGUUUAUCUACUUCACCUAUUCCUAAAUCAGCACAUUAGUUUUGGAGGAGACUCAUAAGGGAGAAAAUCAUAACCUUUUUUUUAAGAGUUAAAUGUAACCAGGAAUAAAAAAAUAUACAGCUGGUGUGACUGUAGGACUUUAUAGGUUCCUUUAAUUGUCAACAGAGUUAAAAGAAUGAUCACACUUAAGUAUUGUGUAGAUUAGAAGUGUACCCUCUUCUCAUGCAGUGAGAAUAUUUUGUCUUUUUAAAUGUAGCUUAUUUAUGUAGAAUUAAUUCUGGCAAUAAGUCACAGAUAGAACGAUUUUAGGUGGUGAGGUUGUAGAUGUAUGAUUAUCUAAAUUUAGUGCUACAUUUGUAUGUUUCUCACUUAAUGGAGUUUUAUUAAUAUACUGAAUAAAUUAUUUACUUGACCAGUUAUUGCACUAAAUAGUUGCUCUCUUGUGUUUCGUUGCUUUGAUGUCUAAGUGUAACCUAACAGUUUCAUAAAGUAUUUAUUUUGCAUGACCUUUAACAAGUGUUUUAACCAAUUUUUUAAAAAGGCAGGAUGUUAUUGACAUGAUACAUUGAAAUGUUAACAUUUUCAUAUUUAUCGUGUUUAUUUAUAAUAUUGUAUAACUAGUAAUUAUUUCUGAAGCAAUAUUUUAUUCCUUGUCAGGUGAGUAGAUGCAGUUUAAUAUCAUUGCAGUACAUGCAUUAUACUGUUUGUGGAAUUCAUAUUAGAUUAUUAAGUGUACAAAUAGAUUUAGAAAACAAUAAAGUAGCAUGCUAUUCUGA
Messenger RNA from Trichechus manatus latirostris (Florida manatee), 7306 nucleotides. It is a transcript of the gene KIDINS220, whose product is annotated as kinase D interacting substrate 220. Gene Ontology annotation, biological process: nerve growth factor signaling pathway. Gene Ontology annotation, molecular function: protein kinase regulator activity; PDZ domain binding. The record is from RefSeq and is a predicted model, not a curated record. The coding region runs from base 213 to 5474 and encodes 1753 amino acids. The transcript has 29 exons. NCBI's taxonomy places the organism in Eukaryota, Metazoa, Chordata, Mammalia, Sirenia, Trichechidae.